Molecule: messenger RNA, 3469 nt
Organism: Cyprinus carpio (common carp)
Lineage: Eukaryota; Metazoa; Chordata; Actinopteri; Cypriniformes; Cyprinidae
Product: voltage-gated potassium channel regulatory subunit KCNG4-like
Biological process (GO): protein homooligomerization; potassium ion transmembrane transport
Cellular component (GO): membrane; voltage-gated potassium channel complex
Molecular function (GO): delayed rectifier potassium channel activity; protein binding
Source: RefSeq, a predicted model, not a curated record
UGCAGACUAUGCCUUAUGCUCUUCAUAUUCAUUUAAUAAAUUCAGAAAUAGCUUGAAAACUACAAUUGUGACCACAAACGGGUUCAAAUAGAGAAUUCAAGUGUCCAUUGCGAGUGUAAUAAUUCAUCACGCAAUGACUUGCACGUCUCAAACUCGUUUAAUACAGGAACAGAUAAAAUAAUAAAAUUAUCUGCUGUUUAUAAGGUUUAUUGUCGGAGUGCGAACGGUACGUGACCAGGGUUACAUUCAGUACAUCCCCACGACGAUUUAGAGUUCGCUUUGAACUCACAGUGCCUCUCUCGAGCGCAAGAGGGGCGCGCGACCGACCUGCCUUCACUCACGCACACAUUAGCUCUGGUCUGAGCGCGCGGGACAGUGAUGAUGUGUCAGCGAAGAAUAUUUGCGUUCUGAUCAUUUCCCCGCUCCUGACUUCAGCAUUCCACCAAGAACCGUUAAGUAAAUCCUAAAGUGAGUUCGUUUAACCGGUUAUGGAUCAUUGUGGAGGGAAAAUGUCUCUGCUGAAAGUGAGGACCGGAGUCGUGUCGUGGGUGUGCAAAUGAUGUGGGCUGUUUGGGUCUUCACUGAACUGUGCACGAGAUCCUUUUGGAUCUACCUUCGAAUAAACACCUCAGUGCCCAAAACCCAGGUAUCAGGCUAACGCUAAGACAACCUGAGCUUCGCCCAACCCAUUUGAUUAACUUUCCUCUUCAGUGCCAUCAUGCCAAUCAUCAGCAAUGCCAAUCAUGACUUCAGCAACCUCUCGGUCAGUGACGACAGCAGCUUGGACCACAUCUUUACCGAGAUCCCGGAAACUGAGACCAUCAAGGGAGUUUAUUAUCAGCGUGCUCAGUUCAUUCGCCGACCAGAAGAUCUGCUUUCUGUGGACCAUGGUCUGCAGGCCCUCAUCAAUGUGGGGGGCAACCGUUACACCUUCCCUUGGAGUACAUUGGAGAAGUUCCCCUUGACGCGUUUAGGACGUCUUCGAUCAUGCAGCAGUCCUGAGGAGAUUGCUUGUGUUUGUGAUGAUUAUGAUGAGGCACGCCGUGAAUUCUUCUUUGAUCGUAGUCCCAGUGCAUUCCGUGUAAUCCUCAACUUCCUAGCAGCAGGAAAGCUCAGAAUGUUACGGGAAAUGUGUGUGCUCUCACUGCAUGAGGAGCUCAACUAUUGGGGCAUAGAAAUGGCCUACAUGGAACGCUGCUGUAAGCGCAAGAUCUACACUCGCAUUGAGGAAGUCGCUGAGCUCGAGCGGCGGGAGGAGGAACGCCGUCAACGCAAUAUGCAGCUGGGCCCUCCUGUUGAGGAGACACGUUACCGAAAGUUCAUGAAUGAUUUGAGGGACAUGGUGGAGAACCCUCAAUCGGGUUUGCCGGGAAAGAUGUUCGCCUGUUUGUCUGUGUUGAUGGUGGCAGUAACAGUGAUCAGCCUGUGCAUCAGCACCAUGCCAGACCUCAGAGAGGAGGAGAACAGGGGUGUGUGCUCCCAGAAAUGCUACCACAUGUUCAUCGUCGAGACGGUUUGUGUGGGCUGGUUCUCAAUGGAGUUUCUGCUACGGUUUGUGCAGGCGGACAGCAAGCUGGCGUUCCUACGUGGACCAUUGAAUAUCGUUGAUGCCAUGGCCAUCCUGCCCUACUAUGUGUCUCUGAUAGUGGAUGAGAACCCCACCAGUGAACAUGAGCGACCCUCUGGAGGUAAGGGCUACCUGGACAAGCUCGGGUUGGUGCUGCGGAUCCUACGUGCCCUUCGGAUCCUGUACGUCAUGCGUUUGGCCCGCCACUCUCUGGGCUUGCAGACUCUGGGGAUGACGGUACGGCGGAGUACGCGUGAAUUUGGCCUGCUGAUGCUCUUUCUCUGUGUAGCCGUGACGCUCUUUUCGCCUCUUGUGCACCUGGCAGAGAGCGAGCUGACCGGAGCGCAGGAUUUCAGCAGCAUUCCUGCCUCUUACUGGUGGGCGAUCAUCUCCAUGACGACAGUGGGUUAUGGGGACAUGGUACCCAGGAGCAUACCCGGUCAGGUGGUGGCUCUCAGUAGCAUCCUGAGUGGGAUCCUAAUCAUGGCCUUCCCAGCCACUUCCAUUUUCCACAUGUUUUCCCGCUCCUACCAGGAGCUGAAACAGGAGCACGACAGGCUCUUUAAAGAGGAGUGUGCAGCGGCCGCAGCUGCUACCACAGGACCUGAGGAUGAGCAGGACAGAGGAUGGGUGGCCUUUCCUCCUCCCAGACUAGUUCUUACUCCAGACACAGAGACGCCAGGCUCAUUUGAAGACCUUUCUCUUCUUGGGAAUGGUGGAGAGACUUCCGGGAAUAACAAGCACCCGUUACCAGCUGGAGCUUUUUGAGUGAUGCACACACAUUAUACUCUUCUCUAGAUUAAACAUGUUCUUCCGUGCCCUCAUACUGAACCCUUUUGCAGUGGACAGGGUGAAUUUUCAUAGACAGCUCUGUCUAAAAAGUUUAAAGGUCCUUGAAGCUAAUUUGUCUUCCAUCAGCCACAAGCUGAUCAUGUCUCAUUAAAGUACUAAUUCUUUUGUAUUCACACUGUGGAAAGAUUUAGCACUCAAUGAAAAUCCAAACAAUAGAAAUAAAAAAUAAAGCUACAUAGUUUAACUUUAAAGCCUUGUUCUACACCGUUAGACAUACAGCUGAGAAAUUUAGGUUCCUCAAAUUGACUGUCAAAGAAAGACUUUUGCGGAAUUGCUCUUCCAGAAAACGUGCAUAUAUAAUUUCCUGCGCCAGUCUGGGACAGACAUGCUCUUGUACAGGUCCAAAUAAAAACAGCAGUAAUCUGUAAUCUGUAAUGUCCUGUCCUGUUUUGUAGGGUUCACAGAAGGAUUUUCUAAUCCUCAAUCAUUAGACACAGUAACCCUGUUCUCUUCUCUUUAUUUUACGAAACAGCACAUGUGCCCAUACCAUCUGCCAGCUCUGACACGCAGUAGUUACAGAGUGGUGAAUCUAUGAUUGUUUUAGUGUUUACUGCUAGAGUUAAGAUUCAGCCAUGGUGUGACCUCAACAAGGUCAACCUAGUUUUGGCCGUCUUCAUCUCUUCUUGUUGAAUUCCUUCUAGGAGAGUGUGCUGCCCUCAGGUAAAGAGCUUCUCUGUAUAAGGUCAAAAAAUGUCCCCACUGCCCAAUGCUUGCAGGGUCUAGCGGGUUUGGGGGAGAAUCUUGAUGAGGCUGGGGAUUAAACUUGCAAUAAAUUCAUAGAGAUAAAAAGUCCUUCUGGAGUCAGACACUGUGACGGACUUUGCUUUGUCAACAAAUACAAAUUUGCACCUCUAAUCCAAUUAUUCAGUCAUGUUGCAUCAUAAAUGGCCUUGCUGCCGUUCCAAAAGUCCCAGAAGACUGAGUCAUGGAUCGGGAAAAGGUACAGAGAAAACCAAGAGGCUUUGAUUGACCAAUCAAAUUACAUAUGUAGCUUUUCGCAGGAUUAACCAGCUGGUUGAAUCAUUAAAUGGACAUCAGCUUGUUCUUGAU